This is a messenger RNA of Oncorhynchus keta (chum salmon), 5030 nucleotides long. RefSeq lists its product as uncharacterized. The transcript is spliced from 6 exons. Bases 1209 to 2981 code for a protein of 590 amino acids. NCBI's taxonomy places the organism in Eukaryota, Metazoa, Chordata, Actinopteri, Salmoniformes, Salmonidae. The record is from RefSeq and is a predicted model, not a curated record.
GGGGACGGACCAUGUCUGCUCUGAUUCCACUAAUGAGACAGGAUUGUUUUUAAUGGAGGAGAGAAUGCCAACAGGUGCACACAGGUCUGGGGGCUGGUUCACACACACAUUCUAACACAUUGAACACACCUAAUUUCAAUAGAACGUAAUGACAAAUUGGCUUUUGAUUUGAAGUUAAUGAGGAAAAGUUUAACAUUGUUUCUCACCUCUGAAAGUGUGUGUGAUGCCCUCUCGUCUCACCUGUACCCCUCUGUCGCUCUCUACAGUGUGUGUGAUGCCCUCUCGUCUCACCUGUACCCCUCUGUCGCUCUCUACAGUGUGUGUGAUGCCCUCUCGUCUCACCUGUACCCCUCUGUCGCUCUACAGUGUGUGUGAUGCCCUCUCGUCUCACCUGUACCCUCUGUCGCUCUCUACAGUGUGUGUGAUGCCCUCUCUUCUCACCUGUACCCCUCUGUCGCUCUCUACAGUGUGUGUGAUGCCCUCUCGUCUCACCUGUACCCCUCUGUCGCUCUCUACAGUGUGUGAUGCCCUCUCGUCUCACCUGUACCCCUCUGUCGCUCUCUACAGUGUGUGUGAUGCCCUCUCGUCUCACCUGUACCCCUCUGUCACUCUCUACAGUGUGUGUGAUGCCCUCUCGUCUCACCUGUUCCCCUCUGUCGCUCUCUACAGUGUGUGUGUGUGUGUGUGUGUGUGUGUGAGCAGUGACAUAGAGAGCAUGUAGGGAGCACUAAAAACGACAUAUUGUAAUGUACUUGUUGGCCCCAACCUGUUAUGUAUCUCUUGGAUGUGUGGAGAAAGGUCAUCUGUUAGAUAUAGAAAUAACUAAGUAGACAUUUGCACGUGUGGUGUAAUGUGGUUUGUGUGAUGAAUGGUUGUGGGUGAUGUUGAUUAGAGAAGAGUGACGUGUACCUCUCCUUCAUUUGUCCUCUAAUUCCAUCCCUCCAUAAUGCCAUUACUACUAUUGGAUUUCGCCCUCCUUACACACAGACACUUCCUGAUUGUUUGGGCUCAUAAAACAAUGUUUAAAAAGAUUGUCAGAUCUGCCACGUCACCUCCCAUUACAGAGCCUUGCUUAACCCUGUCAUUUCUAGGAAAAGGGGGAGUGUGAAGGAGAGGUAUCUGGUGGAUUUGGAGGAGAGGUAUCUGGUGGAUGUGAAGGAGAGGAGAGGUAUCUGGUGGAUGUGGAGGAGAGGAGAGGUAUCUGGUGGAUGUGGAGGAGAGGAGAGGUAUCUGGUGGAUGUGGAGGAGAGGAGAGGUAUCUGGUGGAUGUGGAGGAGAGGAGAGGUGUCUGGUGGAUGUGGAGGAGAGGAGAGGUAUCUGGUGGAUGUGGAGGAGAGGAGAGGUAUCUGGUGGAUGUGGAGGAGAGGAGAGGUAUCUGGUGGAUGUGGAGGAGAGGUGGAUGUGGAGGAGAGGAGAGGUAUCUGGUGGAUGUGGAGGAGAGGAGAGGUAUCUGGUGGAUGUGGAGGAGAGGAGAGGUAUCUGGUGGAUGUGGAGGAGAGGAGAGGUAUCUGGUGGAUGUGGAGGAGAGGAGAGGUAUCUGGUGGAUGUGGAGGAGAGGAGAGGUAUCUGGUGGAUGUGGAGGAGAGGAGAGGUAUCUGGUGGAUGUGGAGGAGAGGAGAGGAGAGGUAUCUGGUGGAUGUGGAGGAGAGGUAUCUGGUGGAUGUGGAGGAGAGGUAUCUGGUGGAUGUGGAGGAGAGGUAUCUGGUGGAUGUGGAGGAGAGGUAUCUGGUGGAUGUGAAGGAGAGGUAUCUGGUGGAUGUGAAGGAGAGGUAUCUGGUGGAUGUGAAGGAGAGGUAUCUGGUGGAUGUGGAGGAGAGGUAUCUGGUGGAUGUGGAGGAGAGGUAUCUGGUGGAUGUGGAGGAGAGGUAUCUGGUGGAUGUGAAGGAGAGGUAUCUGGUGGAUGUGGAGGAGAGGUAUCUGGUGGAUGUGAAGGAGAGGUAUCUGGUGGAUGUGAAGGAGAGAUAUCUGGUGGAUGUGAAGGAGAGGAGAGGUAUCUGGUGGAUGUGAAGGAGAGGUAUCUGGUGGAUGUGGAGGAGAGGUAUCUGGUGGAUGUGGAGGAGAGGUAUCUGGUGGAUGUGAAGGAGAGGUAUCUGGUGGAUGUGAAGGAGAGGUAUCUGGUGGAUGUGAAGGAGAGGUAUCUGGUGGAUGUGAAGGAGAGGUAUCUGGUGGAUGUGAAGGAGAGGUAUCUGGUGGAUGUGGAGGAGAGGUAUCUGGUGGAUGUGGAGGAGAGGUAUCUGGUGGAUGUGGAGGAGAGGUAUCUGGUGGAUGUGAAGGAGAGGUAUCUGGUGGAUGUGAAGGAGAGGUAUCUGGUGGAUGUGAAGGAGAGGUAUCUGGUGGAUGUGGAGGAGAGGUAUCUGGUGGAUGUGAAGGAGAGGUAUCUGGUGGAUGUGAAGGAGAGGUAUCUGGUGGAUGUGGAGGAGAGGUAUCUGGUGGAUGUGAAGGAGAGGUAUCUGGUGGAUGUGAAGGAGAGGUAUCUGGUGGAGGAGAGGUAUCUGGUGGAUGUGGAGGAGAGGUAUCUGGUGGAUGUGAAGGAGAGGUAUCUGGUGGAUGUGGAGGAGAGGAGAGGUAUCUGGUGGAUGUGGAGGAGAGGAGAGGUAUCUGGUGGAUGUGAAGGAGAGGUAUCUGGUGGAUGUGAAGGAGAGGUAUCUGGUGGAUGUGAAGGAGAGGUAUCUGGUGGAUGUGAAGGAGAGGUAUCUGGUGGAUGUGAAGGAGAGGAGAGGUAUCUGGUGGAUGUGGAGGAGAGGUAUCUGGUGGAUGUGGAGGAGAGGUAUCUGGUGGAUGUGAAGGAGAGGUAUCUGGUGGAUGUGGAGGAGAGGUAUCUGGUGGAUGUGGAGGAGAGGUAUCUGGUGGAUGUGGAGGAGAGGUAUCUGGUGGAUGUGAAGGAGGGAUAUCUGGUGGAUGUGAAGGAGAGGUAUCUGGUGGAUGUGAAGGAGAGGAGAGGUAUCUGGUGGAUGUGGAGGAGAGGUAUCUGGUGGAUGUGAAGGAGAGGUAUCUGGUGGAGGAGAGGAGAGGUAUCUGGUGGAUGUGGAGGAGAGGUAUCUGGUGGAUGUGGAGGAGAGGUAUCUGGUGGAUGUGAAGGAGGGAUAUCUGGUGGAUGUGAAGGAGAGGUAUCUGGUGGAUGUGAAGGAGAGGUAUCUGGUGGAUGUGGAGGAGAGGAGGGGUAUCUGGUGGAUGUGAAGGAGAGGUAUCUGGUGGAUGUGAAGGAGAGGUAUCUGGUGGAUGUGAAGGAGAGGUAUCUGGUGGAUGUGGAGGAGGGGAGGGGUAUCUGGUGGAUGUGAAGGAGAGGAGAGGUAUCUGGUGGAGGAGAGGUGAGGUAUUUGGUGGAUGUGGAGGAGAGGAGAGGUAUCUGGUGGAUGUGAAGGAGAGGAGAGGUAUCUGGUGGAUGUGAAGGAGAGGUAUCUGGUGGAUGUGAAGGAGAGGUAUCUGGUAGAUGUGGAGGAGAGGAGAGGAGAGGUAUCUGGUAGAUGGAGAGGAGAGGAGAGGUAUCUGGUGGAUGUGAAGGAGAGGUAUCUGGUGGAUGUGGAGGAGAGGAGGGGUAUCUGGUGGAUGUGAAGGAGAGGUAUCUGGUGGAUGUGAAGGAGAGGUAUCUGGUGGAUGUGGAGGAGGGGAGGGGUAUCUGGUGGAUGUGAAGGAGAGGAGAGGUAUCUGGUGGAUGUGGAGGAGAGGAGGGGUAUCUGGUGGAUGUGAAGGAGGGGUAUCUGGUGGAUGUGAAGGAGAGGUAUCUGGUGGAUGUGAAGGAGAGGUAUCUGGUGGAUGUGAAGGAGAGGUAUCUGGUGGAUGUGAAGGAGAGGUAUCUGGUGGAUGUGAAGGAGAGGUAUCUGGUGGAUGUGAAGGAGAGGUAUCUGGUGGAUGUGGAGGAGAGGAGGGGUAUCUGGUGGAUGUGGAGGGGAUCUGGUGGAUGUGAAGGAGAGGUAUCUGGUGGAUGUGAAGGAGAGGUAUCUGGUGGAUGUGAAGGAGAGGUAUCUGGUGGAUGUGAAGGAGAGGUAUCUGGUGGAUGUGAAUGAGAGGUAUCUGGUGGAUGUGGAGGAGAGGAGGGGUAUCUGGUGGAUGUGAAGGAGGGGUAUCUGGUGGAUGUGAAGGAGAGGUAUCUGGUGGAUGUGAAGGAGAGGUAUCUGGUGGAUGUGAAGGAGAGGUAUCUGGUGGAUGUGGAGGAGAGGUAUCUGGUGGAUGUGAAGGAGAGGUAUCUGGUGGAUGUGAAGGAGAGGUAUCUGGUGGAUGUGGAGGAGAGGAGGGGGUAUCUGGUGGAUGUGAAGGAGAGGUAUCUGGUGGAUGUGAAGGAGAGGUAUCUGGUGGAUGUGAAGGAGAGGUAUCUGGUGGAUGUGAAGGAGAGGUAUCUGGUGGAUGUGAAGGAGAGGUAUCUGGUGGAUUUGGAGGAGAGGAGAGGUAUCUGGUGGAUGUGGAGGAGAGGUAUCUGGUGGAUGUGGAGGAGAGGUAUCUGGUGGAUGUGGAGGAGAGGUAUCUGGUGGAUGUGAAGGAGAGGUAUCUGGUGGAUGUGGAGGAGAGGUAUCUGGUGGAUGUGGAGGAGAGGUAUCUGGUGGAUGUGGAGGAGAGGUAUCUGGUGGAUGUGGAGGAGAGGUAUCUGGUGGAUGUGGAGGAGAGGUAUCUGGUGGAUGUGGAGGAGAGGUAUCUGGUGGAUGUGGAGGAGAGGUAUCUGGUGGAUGUGAAGGAGAGGAGAGGUAUCUGGUGGAUGUGGAGGAGAGGUAUCUGGUGGAUGUGAAGGAGAGGUAUCUGGUGGAUGUGGAGGAGAGGUAUCUGGUGGAUGUGAAGGAGAGGUAUCUGGUGGAUGUGAAGGAGAGGUAUCUGGUGGAUGUGGAGGAGAGGAGGGGUAUCUGGUGGAUGUGAAGGAGAGGUAUCUGGUGGAUGUGAAGGAGAGGUAUCUGGUGGAUGUGAAGGAGAGGUAUCUGGUGGAUGUGAAGGAGAGGUAUCUGGUGGAUGUGAAGGAGAGGUAUCUGGUGGAUGUGGAGGAGGGGAGGGGUAUCUGGUGGAUGUGAAGGAGAGGAGAGGUAUCUGGUGGAUGUGAAGGAGAGGAG